This is a messenger RNA of Salvelinus fontinalis (brook trout), 3036 nucleotides long. RefSeq names its product probable G-protein coupled receptor 141. Gene Ontology annotation, molecular function: G protein-coupled receptor activity; oxysterol binding. The transcript is spliced from 3 exons. The record is from RefSeq and is a predicted model, not a curated record. Lineage: Eukaryota; Metazoa; Chordata; Actinopteri; Salmoniformes; Salmonidae. Bases 1618 to 2505 code for a protein of 295 amino acids. Gene Ontology annotation, biological process: G protein-coupled receptor signaling pathway. Gene Ontology annotation, cellular component: membrane.
AUGAUGGCAACACGAAACGAAACAAAACACUUUCAAACUACAAAACAAGAAAACGACGUUGAACGAAACCUGAACAUAAACUUACAUAACUAAACAUAAACUUACGUACAGGAAACGGACGACAUCGAAACGAAACGAAACAAACAAACGCUACAGUCCCAUGUGGUACGAACGUACAUACAGACAUAGGAGACAAUCACCCACAAACAAACAGUGAGAAUGCCCUACCUAAAUAUGACUCUUAAUUAGAGGCAAACGCAAACCACCUGCCUCUAAUCAAGAGCCAUACCAGGCAAACCAAAACCAACAUAGAAACAGAUAACAUAGAAUGCCCACCCAACCUCACGUCCUGACCAACUAACACACAAAAACUAACAUAAAUAGGUCAGGAACGUGACAAAAGUCAUGUUAAACACUAUUAUUGCACACAGAGUGAGUCCAUGCAUCUUAUUAUGUGACGUGUUAAGUACAUCUUUACUUCUGAAUUAAUUUCGUCUUGCCAUAACAAAAGGUUUUAAUACUUAAUUAAUUUGUAAACAUUUCUAAAAACAUAAAUUCCACUUUGACAUAAUGGGGAUCAUGUAUGUAGAUCAGUGACACAAAAUGUCAAUUUAAUACAUUUUAAAUUCAGGCCGUAAUACAUCAGAAUGUGGAAAAAGUCAAGGGGUGUGAAUACUUUCUGAAGGCACUCUACAUAGCUACUUCAAUUACCUCGUUCCCCGCACAUCGACUCGGUACUGGUACUCUCUGUAUAUAACCAUGUUAUUUUUACUCGUUAUUGUUAUUCAUUAUUCAUUGUGUAUUUAUACCUCAUGUCACUUUUUAUUUUGUAUUUUUGUAUCUUUAACUCUGUAUUGUUCGUCUACCUAUGUUUACAGAGCAUGUGACGAGAAAAUGUGAUUUGAUUUUAAUCUAGGGUUAGGGUUGUGGUUAAAGCUAGGGUUAGGGUUGAACCAGGAUGUGGACAUGAAUCUAGGGUUAGAGUUGGGGUUGAAGCUAGGGUUAGCGUGAACUGGAAUGUGGACAUAAAGCUAGGAUUAGGGUUGUGGUUGAAUUGUGAAAAUAAUGAUUCCUCUCAGAUUAUUGGUAAUACAAAGGAAUCAGGAAGUGUUUGGGGCUUCCCCAAGCCUGACAAUGUAGAAAGGCGACUUCCUUGUGUUAGUAAUCUAUUUCACAUCAAUAAAGGGUUGUGACAUACGUCUCCUAUAAUUCAGACGGUUUGUCAGUGUCAUGAGCUACAAGGCAGGUUGAGCACCUUCUCAGAAGAUGUUGUACAUUCAGAUUCUGCGGCCUCCGCCUCUCAAUAACAGGUCGUAUCUGCAUACCAAUGGCUCUGCUGGAGAGGUCAGUUCUAAGAUGUGUGUGCAGCCAGUGAAUACUCUGAAACGGACAACCUUAUGUUAGGUCAACGCCCCAUAUCGUCUAUAUUUAAUUUAGGUCAUUUGGCAGACUCUCUUAUCCAGAGUGACAUACAGUUGGUGCAUUAAACUAAGGUAAGACGAUAUGGCCACCUAACCUAACAUUACAUUUAUAAACAUACUGUAUGUAUCUAAAUAAUGUUACAUGUCUUACUUCAAAUUCUCCUUAUUUCACAAUUCAUGACACCAAGAGGAGAGGAUGGGGAAUGGGACAAAUGUCAGCAAUGCCAUGUCUAAAUCAUACAGAUAUGCAUUGCUGUCAAUAUACACUAUUGUGCUCGUUGGAGGGACCAUCAGCAUGUCCCUCAUGAUCAACAUCAUCAAGUCCAACGUCCGCUCGGUGACCACUACAGCCGUUCUGAACCUGAUUGUGGUCCACUUCGUCUUCCUCCUGACUGUGCCCUUCCGCCUUUAUUUCUACGCGGCCGGCGAGUGGCAUCUUGGUCCCAACUUCUGCAAGGUGGUCAGUGCCAUGAUCCACGCCCACAUGUACUUAGCCUUCGUCUUCUAUGUGAUCAUUCUGGUGAUCCGCUACCUGAGUUUCUUCAGGAGGUUCAAUCAGGUGGAGUUCUACAGGAGGCUUCACGCCCUGGGGGCCAGUGCUGCUGUCUGGGGCCUCAUGCUCAUUGUGGUGGUCCCUUUGACUGCUGUGAAGUAUGGAUCAUCUACAGAUAAUAAUACAACAACCAAUGACAACCAGUGCUUCAAUUUCGGAGGGAUCUUUGACGAGAAACAUACUGUGGCUGUGCUGAAUUACAUCCUCUGUGCUCUCAUCAUCGUGGUUACAUUGGCCCUGGCCUGUUGCCAAGUGUGGAUUUUGGGCUGUGUGUACAGAACUCACAGGGCGAUGAUCUUCUCUCAACAGGAGUUUUGGGCUCAGAUCAAAAGUCUUUGCUUUAUGCUGGUCAUUAUAGUAUGCUUUGUUCCAUACAAUGUAUUCAGGAUUUACUAUGUGAGUAAUUAUAAUGUCAGUCUCCAAAUGAAGAAUGAGUUUGCCCUUGCUGUCACAACGUUCAGCUGCUUUGACAUGUUGACUUUUAUAGGGAGGGGGUCGUUCAGACCCUGUGAUACAUGUUGUGUAUCAUAAGAAUAACAUGAGAAUCUACUUUUUCUUAUGAUAGUGUGAUGUAAAGAAUGUAACAUAAUAUUAACAUGAGAAUAGGAUUAUAUUUGCACCUUAAUACCAAAUUAUAAGACUGUACAGUCUCUUUGAUAUACUUUCUUCACAGCAAACAAUAUCAGAAGUAACAUUUACUUCCGUAUAUACAGUACCUCUUUCUAGCAGUUCCCUAAGUGGGAUACGUCCUUCAGGUCAAAUCAGAAAAGACAUGAAAACAAAUAGUGGAGCUGUGUUUAAUGUUCUUGUUGUACAGUUCUGGAACAUGAUACAAAGUAUUUACAUACUCACACCACAUGGAUGGGUUUCUACAAAUUAGCUAAACUGAUUCUGAUUUAACAGUCACCUACAAUUUGGCAUACUGUAACACAUUGGCAUAACAAACAUACAGUGAAUGAUCAAAUUUUGAUAAACCAUGCAUUCUUUAUCAUCUUCUUACAACUACAUUUUCAAGUGAAUUAUAUGUUCGAUUAAAAUUUACUCUGCUUGUUCAGUGUUUCA